Molecule: messenger RNA, 1917 nt
Organism: Nicotiana tabacum (common tobacco)
Lineage: Eukaryota; Viridiplantae; Streptophyta; Magnoliopsida; Solanales; Solanaceae
Product: glycerol-3-phosphate acyltransferase 1-like
Biological process (GO): cutin biosynthetic process
Cellular component (GO): membrane
Molecular function (GO): glycerol-3-phosphate 2-O-acyltransferase activity; phosphatase activity
Source: RefSeq, a predicted model, not a curated record
UCCACCCCAUCUAUCCAUUUCAAAUUCUCCUCACUGCAGUCAACUUUCCCUUUGUUAGUACUCACUAUAGCAUAUAAUCAAUGACAAUUCCAGUAUAAAAUAUAGUUUUGGGUACUACUGCUAGAAUCAUUCUUAUAAUACAAAUUUCUGGCUAAUUUAUGUUACAAAGCUGCAAUGAAAUUCAAAAACUCUGCCUUUCUUUUCAGAAAACCAUCUUUUAAAUCAUCUCAUCAGCUUCCUUUGUACCCCAAUAUAACAACAUGUAAUUUACAUGGUAGAAAAUCACAAACAUUAGUAUGUGAUAUACAUGGCACUUUGCUUAGAUCACAAUCUUUUUUCCCAUAUUUUAUGUUAGUUGCAUUUGAAGGUGGGAGCAUUUUCAGAGCCUUUUUCUUGCUUUUGUCAAGUCCUUUUUUAUGUGUUUUAAAUUUUGAACUUCAAUUAAAAGUUAUGAUUUUCAUUACAUUUUGUGGAUUAAGAUUAAAGAACAUGGAUAUUGUUGGAAGAGCUGUUUUGCCCAAAUUUUAUCUUGAAAAUCUUAAUCUUCAUGUUUAUGAGGUGAUAAAUUCAGCAGGGGCUAAGAUGGUAUUUACUAGUGUGCCUAGAGUAAUGGUUGAAGGAUUUCUUAAAGAGUAUCUAAAUGUUGAUAGUGUUAUUGGGACUGAGUUGCAUACUAUUGGGAAUUACUUUAGUGGAUUGGUAUCCAAUUCAGGGUUGCUUAUAAAGCACAGAGCUUUAAAGGAAUUCAUUGGGGAAAGAAAACCAGAUAUUGGCAUUGGAACUUCAAGUUUUAAUGAUCAUCUCUUUAUCUCCUUUUGCAAGGAAGCUUAUGUGGUUAACAAAGAAGACAUGAAAAUUGGUGCAAGCUCAACAAUAAUGCCAAGGGAGAAAUAUCCAAAGCCUCUAAUAUUUCAUGAUGGAAGGCUAGCUUUCCUUCCUACACCUCUUGCAACUCUUUCAAUGUUCAUAUGGUUUCCUCUUGGAAUAUUUCUAGCAAUUUUUAGAAUCUCCAUUGGUAUAUUCUUGCCCUACAAAUUGGCCCUAUUUUUGGCCACUUUAAGUGGUGUGAAACUCAGUUUAAAUGGCACAGAUCCAUCAAGAUUAGAAAAUGGGAAAGGUGUACUCUAUGUUUGCAAUCACAGGACACUUUUGGACCCUGUUUUUCUUAGUAUAUUAUUGGGGAAACCUUUGACAGCAGUGACUUACAGCUUGAGCAAGAUGUCAGAGUUUAUUUCUCCUAUAAAAACUAUGAGAUUGACAAGAGAUAGAGAACAAGAUAGAGAGACCAUGCAGAAAUUGCUAAGUGAAGGUGAUUUAGUGGUUUGUCCAGAAGGAACCACAUGCAGAGAACCAUAUCUAUUGAGGUUCAGUUCCUUGUUUGCUGAGUUAACUGAUGAGAUUGUGCCAGUGGCUGUGAACACAAAUGUGACAAUGUUUUAUGGAAAUACUGCUAGUGGAUUCAAGUGCUUGGACCCAAUCUUUUUCUUAAUGAAUCCCAGGCCUAGUUGCACUAUUGAGAUACUUGGGAAGGUGCCUAAAGAGCUAACAUGCGCUGGUGUGAAGUCUAGAAAUAAAAAUAAAGAGCAGUCUGGUGCAUCAAGCUCCCGCUAUGCGAAAGGUUUGGGGAAGGGCCGGACCACAAGGGUCUAUUGUACGCAGUCUUACCCUAUAUUUCUGCAAAAGACUAUUUCUACGACUCAAACCCGUAAUCUCCUGAUCACAUGGCAAGGUGGGAAGUCUACACAUGAGGUGGCUAAUUACAUACAGAGACAAUUGGCUGAUGCAUUGGGUUUUGAGUGCACUAAGUUUACAAGAAGGGACAAGUAUUUGAUGCUAGCUGGAAAUAAAGGCCUAGUUAUGCAGAAUCCUUAGUUGUUCUCAACUUAUAGCAAAUGUGAAUUCAAGAAUCAAGAUCUA